This is a messenger RNA of Actinia tenebrosa (Australian red waratah sea anemone), 2581 nucleotides long. RefSeq names its product arginine kinase. Gene Ontology annotation, molecular function: creatine kinase activity. The record is from RefSeq and is a predicted model, not a curated record. Gene Ontology annotation, biological process: phosphocreatine biosynthetic process. NCBI's taxonomy places the organism in Eukaryota, Metazoa, Cnidaria, Anthozoa, Actiniaria, Actiniidae.
GAAGUUCGACAACCUACUUCACUUUUACUUGACCCUUCGUUGUAGCCAGAAAGUAUAAGUUUAUGCUCUUCUUUGGGUGUGAAGUAAGAAAAAGAGCUAUCUAGAGACUGUGCAGCAUUUUUCCAGCUCAGCUAAUCUUUAAACAAAAAAGGUGCGGUACUCGUGAAGAUCAAAGUCAUGGCGAAUCCAGAAGCAGCUGCAAAACUGAAAGCAAAGAAUACCUUCCCUACUCUCCUCAACGAUCCCAAAUGCAACCCCAAAAGUCUGCUCAAGAAGUACUUGACUCCCAAAGUCUUCGACUCACUCAAGAACAAGAAGACCAAGCUUGGUAUUACCUUGUGGGAUUGCAUCAAUUCAGGAGUGGCCAAUCUCGACUCUGGAGUCGGUGUCUAUGCAGGUGAUGGGGAGUCAUACACACUCUUUGCUCCCUUGUUCGACGCCAUCAUUGAAGACUACCAUAGUCCUUACAAACUUGCAAAUGGCCACAACUCAGAUAUGAACCCAGAGCGUGUCGAGGCCCCAGAUCUGGACCCUGCCAACAGGUACAUCCGAUCAACAAGAAUUCGCGUGGCUCGAAGCCUUAAAGGCUAUGGCUUAGCUCCAGGCGUUACCAAGGCUCACCGCCUAGAAAUCGAAAAGAAGGUUGUUGGAGUACUGACAUCUUUGACUGAAGAUUUGGCAGGGAAAUACCACCCACUGUCUGGCAUGGAUGAGAAGACGAGGCAACAACUGGUAGACGACCAUUUCUUGUUUAAGAAAGGUGAUCGAUUUUUAGAAGCUGCUGGAGUCAACAAGGAGUGGCCUGAAGGAAGAGGAAUCUUCCACAACAAUGACAAGACCUUCCUCGUAUGGGUCAAUGAAGAAGAUCAUUUGCGUAUCAUCAGCAUGGAGAAAGGAAGCGAUAUUGGGUCAGUGUUCAGCAGACUUUGCCGUGCUGUCAAUGAGAUUGAUAAAAAGUUGGGCUUCCAACAUACCAAGAAGCAUGGUUACCUGACAUCAUGCCCAUCAAACCUUGGAACAGGAAUGCGGGCUAGUGUCCAUGUCAAGAUUCCCCAUGCUAAAGAGCACCCUGACUUCGAAAAUAUCCUAACAAAGUACCACAUACAGGCCCGUGGUAUUCAUGGCGAGCACUCAGAGUCAACUGGCGAGGAUGCUGGUGUUUAUGACAUUAGUAACCGUCGACGCUUGGGUCUUUCUGAGGUUCAGUGUGUUCAAGAUAUGUACGAUGGUGUCAAGGCCUUAAUGGAGUUGGAGAAGGAAGCAAUUGAAAAGAAACGUUCAGUGUUUCCUGAAGUUCUCAAGAACCCUGAGGUUAAAUCGCUACUACGAAAGUACCUCACCCCUGAAUUGUUCGAUUCCUUGAAAGACAAGAAAACAGCCAAAGGAAUUUCCAUUUACGACUGCAUCAACUCAGGCGUCGAGAACCUGGACUCAUCCUGUGGUGUGUAUGCUGGAGACGAAGAAUGCUACACUCUCUUUGCUCCACUGUUCGACAAGAUUGUCGAGGAUUACCACUCGCCGUACAAACUUGCCAACAAACAUACCUCUGAUAUGAAUCCUGAGAAAGUGGACGCGCCAAAUCUGGACCCCGAAGGAACGUAUAUUAGAUCCACAAGGAUCCGUGUUGCUCGUAACCUGAAAGGAUAUGCUCUAACACCAGGUCUCACAAGGAACGAAAGAUUGGACAUCGAGCGUAAGGUGGUUGGUGUGCUUUCCUCUUUGACUGGUGACUUGGGAGGCCACUACUACCCACUGACAGGAAUGGAUGAGGUUACCAGGCAGAAAUUGGUGAACGACCAUUUCCUGUUCAAGAAAGGCGAUCGCUUCUUGGAAGCUGCUGGAGUAAAUAAACUCUGGCCUGAAGGCAGAGGAAUCUUCCACAACAAUGACAAGACCUUCCUCGUAUGGGUUAAUGAAGAAGAUCAUUUGCGUAUCAUCAGCAUGGAGAAAGGAAGCGAUAUUGGAUCAGUAUUUAGCAGACUCUGCCGUGCUGUCAACGAACUAGACAAACAAUUAGGCUUUCAACACACUGAUGCUCAUGGCUAUUUGUCUGGUUGUCCCACCAACCUUGGAACUGGAAUGAGAGCAAGUGUUCACAUCAAGAUCCCUAAAGCCAGUGCCCACCCUGAUUUCCAGAAGAUCUGUAACGAAUACCACAUCCAAGCCCGUGGUAUCCAUGGUGAACACUCRGURUCYACUGGAGAAGAUGCUGGUGUAUUUGACAUCAGUAACCGUCGACGUCUUGGUCUGUCUGAAGUACAAUGUGUACAAGACAUGUACAAUGGAGUCAAGAAACUUUUGGAGAUUGAGAAGUCAUCCGAAUAGAAACAUUUUACAUUUACAAACAAACUUCGACAAAAAGUAUGACAUGUUCUUUUUGAAAUGAGUAAGAAGAUGUAAUUUUUUUGGCUUCUAGCAGGAGUGUGUUGACAUGUGUGUGUGUGUGUGUGCUCUGGCGUGUUUUUUGAUAUAUUUUUAAGACCGGAAUUUGAAGAAGAGGAAAAUAUGGAGAUUCGUUUAAUUUGGAGCAUCAGUAAUUUGAAAUUUUAUGAAUGCAUUAAAUAUAAAACCAUCUCUGAUA